This is a messenger RNA of Impatiens glandulifera, 3105 nucleotides long. Its product is annotated as V-type proton ATPase subunit a1. Gene Ontology annotation, biological process: proton transmembrane transport; vacuolar acidification. The coding region runs from base 267 to 2723 and encodes 818 amino acids. The transcript has 18 exons. Gene Ontology annotation, cellular component: vacuolar proton-transporting V-type ATPase, V0 domain; vacuolar proton-transporting V-type ATPase complex. The record is from RefSeq and is a predicted model, not a curated record. Lineage: Eukaryota; Viridiplantae; Streptophyta; Magnoliopsida; Ericales; Balsaminaceae. Gene Ontology annotation, molecular function: ATPase binding; proton-transporting ATPase activity, rotational mechanism.
GGCAUAACUUAAGAACUACGCAUCAUUAUACCGCUCGGAUCCCCUCAUUAGCUAUCGUUCUCUCUAAGUUUGGUCGUUGCAGAAGAAGAAGAAGAACACUGCAACUGCUAGUCUUAAAGAAAACUACUCGGAGAUCAUGCAUCAAAACUGCCAUUUUUGAAAGACUCACUGACAAGCUCUCUGCCUCAGAUCUGGCGAACUGAGCCACCGGUUUCUCUGAUUCUCUUUCCCCGAUACUACCAUAGGAAGGAAGAAUCACUGCUAACAUGGAGUAUAUAGAUAACUUACCGCCGAUGGAUCUGAUGCGUUCUGAGAAAAUGACUUUCGUUCAACUCAUAAUCCCUGUCGAAUCGGCUCACCGCGCCGUCUCCUACCUCGGUGAACUCGGCCUUCUUCAAUUCCGCGACUUAAAUGCUGACAAAAGCCCUUUCCAGAGAACAUUUGUUAAUCAGGUAAAAAGAUGUACAGAGAUGUCAAGAAAAUUGCGUUUUCUCAAAGAUCAGAUUCAUAAAGCUGGUAUUCUACCUAUUGGUCAUCAGGGUAUGUUGCCAGAUAUCCAGUUGGAGGAAGUUGAGAAGCAACUUGCUGAGCAUGAACAUGAGCUAGUUGAAAUGAAUCACAAUAGUGAGAGACUUCGGCAAGCAUAUAAUGAGCUGCUAGAGUUUAAGAUGGUUCUGCAGAAGGCAGGUGGAUUUCUUGAUUCAAGUAAUACUCAUAGACAUGUAGAGGAGAUCGAGUUAGUUAGCAAUUUGCAUGCUAAUGGUAAACAUGCAGAUGCAGUUUCUUUACUUGAACAGGAGAUUUUACCUGGGCCAUCACAACAAUCUGGCUUAAGAUUUGUCAGUGGCAUUAUUUGCAAAUCUAAAAUUGCGAGGUUUGAAAGAAUGUUGUUUCGUGCUACAAGAGGCAACAUGCUUUUCAAUCAGGCAGCAGCAGAUGAACCAAUAUUGGACCCUGUAUCAACUGAAAUGGUUGAGAAAAUUAUAUUUAUUAUAUUUUUCUCUGGGGAACAGGCUAGAACAAAAAUCUUGAAAAUUUGUGAAGCAUUUGGUGCAAAUUGUUACCCCGUACCUGAAGAUAUAUUGAAGCAGAGACAACUAACUCAAGAAGUUGUAUCUCGUCUUUCUGAAUUAGAAACCACUUUGGAUGCUGGAAUCCGCCACAGAAACAAUGCUCUUUCUUCAAUUGGUUUCCAGCUACCCAUAUGGAUGAACAUGGUUAGAAGAGAGAAAGCUGUUUAUGAUACUCUCAACAUGUUAAACUUUGAUGUCACAAAAAAGUGUCUUGUUGGAGAGGGCUGGAGUCCAGUGUUUGCUAAAGCUCAGAUACAGGAUACACUGCAACGUGCAACACUGGACAGCAGCUCACAAGUGGGUAUAAUUUUUCAUGCAUUGGAUGCAGUAGAAUCACCUCCAACAUACUUCAGAACAAACCGCUUUACAAGUGCUUUUCAGGAAAUUGUUGAUGCUUACGGUGUUGCUAGAUAUCAGGAAGCAAAUCCUGCAGUAUACACAGUGAUUACAUUUCCUUUCCUUUUUGCCGUCAUGUUUGGGGACUGGGGACAUGGGAUAUGCCUGUUAUUAGGAGCACUAUUCCUUAUUGCUCGUGAAAGAAAACUCAGUUCUCAGAGACUUGGCAGCUUUAUGGAGAUGCUCUUUGGAGGCCGUUAUGUACUUCUUCUAAUGGCAAUGUUUUCAAUUUAUUGCGGGUUAAUUUACAAUGAGUUUUUCUGCGUUCCCUUUCACAUAUUCGGUAAUUCAGCUUACAAAUGUCGCGAUGAUACAUGCAGGGAUGCGUAUUCUAUUGGUUUAAUCAAGGUCCGAGAUCCUUAUCCAUUUGGGGUGGAUCCUAGUUGGCGUGGGAGUCGCUCUGAGCUACCUUUUCUGAACUCUCUUAAAAUGAAGAUGUCAAUUUUAUUGGGUGUGGCCCAGAUGAAUUUAGGAAUCAUAUUAAGUUACUUCAAUGCACGUUUCUUUAGUAACACCCUUAAUGUCAGGUAUGAGUUUUUGCCACAAAUGAUCUUUCUGAAUAGCUUGUUUGGAUAUCUGUCACUUCUCAUUGUCAUCAAGUGGUGCACCGGUUCUCAAGCAGAUCUUUACCAUGUCAUGAUUUACAUGUUCUUGAGUCCUUUUGAGGAUCUUGGGGAGAAUCAAUUGUUUUGGGGACAGGGUGUGAUUCAGAUAAUACUGUUGCUUUUGGCUGUUGUUGCUGUUCCUUGGAUGCUUUUCCCCAAGCCUUUUAUUUUGAAGAAACGUCACACAGAGAGAUUUCAAGGGCGUUCAUAUGGGCUCCUUGGGACCUCUGAGGUUGAUUUGGACUCAGAACCGGGUUCUGCAAGACAUCAUCACGAAGAAUUUGAUUUUAGCGAGGUCUUUGUACAUCAAAUGAUACAUUCUAUUGAGUUUGUUCUUGGCGCCGUUUCUAAUACUGCAUCAUACCUUCGGCUUUGGGCUUUAAGCUUGGCCCAUUCUGAACUAUCAACGGUUUUCUAUGAGAAAGUCCUCCUCCUUGCCUGGGGGUAUGACAAUCUCAUAAUCCGGUUGGUUGGGCUGGCAGUGUUUACUUUUGCAACCGCCUUCAUACUUCUAAUGAUGGAGACUCUGAGUGCUUUCCUUCACGCUUUGCGUCUCCAUUGGGUAGAAUUCCAGAAUAAGUUUUACCAUGGCGACGGUUACAAGUUCCAGCCUUUCUCAUUUGGCUUGUUACCCGAUGACGAUGAAUAGGAUGAAUCCUGUCAUAAGGUUUUGAAUGAAAGAGAGAGAUAUAUAUAUUUUCCGAUCACAAUUCACAACCAAAGCCGAAAAUGUUAUACAAGUGGCGUGUAUUGGCUUCAAACUAGUUAACAACAUGCCAUUGAUGAAGCAAAAAUUGGUUAGCAUAGAAAUGUAAAAUCCUAAUUCAUAUUCUUCGGGUGUACGAGUAUAGGGCCAGAUAUUUGAGAUUUUGACUUGUACCUUUUUUAUUACAAAGAUUUAUGGCUAAAGAAGAAACAGAAACAAACAAGAGAACCUUUGUAAGUAGGAUUAUAUAUACGCCCCUCAUGGAAUAUUACUAUCUCACACAAAUUUAUGUGGUGGAUUUUUUUAAGCAAAACUUUAUUUUGUG